Betta splendens (Siamese fighting fish) is the source of this 2232-nucleotide messenger RNA. It is a transcript of the gene pdzk1, whose product is annotated as PDZ domain containing 1. The transcript has 8 exons. Bases 208 to 1749 code for a protein of 513 amino acids. Gene Ontology annotation, cellular component: apical plasma membrane. Gene Ontology annotation, biological process: protein localization to plasma membrane. Gene Ontology annotation, molecular function: protein-membrane adaptor activity; signaling receptor binding. The record is from RefSeq and is a predicted model, not a curated record. Lineage: Eukaryota; Metazoa; Chordata; Actinopteri; Anabantiformes; Osphronemidae.
AGGAUGUGUGACACCGGGCCCACGCCUCCUCACACAUUCCUGACACGGCUGGUGCUGGUAAAUAACUCAGCGUUUAGGCUCACCUUUAGCCCGUCAAAGUCCCAGCAGGGCGAGGGAGUGGCGAGAGGAGGGAGACGGGGCAGAUAACAGCCCGGUGGGACCGCUGGGCUCCUCCUUUGGACGGACGCACAGCAGAGACAAGCAGACAUGGCUGGCUACAGGCCAAAGGUGAUUUCUCUGACCAAGGCGCCGGGACAGUCGUUCGGCUUCUACCUGAGGGUGGAGCAUGGCGAGGAGGGCCACCUGAUCCGCUGCCUGGAGCUGGGAGGUCCAGCGGAACUCGCCGGCAUGAAGGAUGGAGAUCGCAUCCUGCAGGUCAACGGGACCUUCGUGGACGCUCUGUCCCACGCAGUGGUGGUGGAUUUAGUGAGAAGCAGUGGUGCCACCGUCACAUUCCACGUCCUGGAUGAAGCCUCAUACAAGCAGGCGAAAGAAAAGGGGGUGAACCUGUCCAGCUGUCAGAGCACACCUGUCGCCAACGGAGUCACCAAACCGGCUUCAAAGGCCAAACUCUGCUACGUGGUCAAGACCGGCUCCAGCCAUGGCUUCUCUAUUCGCUCAGUGAGAGGUGAGCAGGGUUUGUUCAUGACAGAUGUGGUCCCAGGAGGUGCUGCAGACAAUGCAGGGAUCAAAGUCAACGACCGCCUGGUGGAAGUCAACGGGGAGAACGUAGAAGACCUGACACACGACCAAGUAGUGGAUAAGAUCAAGCUGGCGGGCAGCAGCAUUAUGUUCCUGCUGGUGGACGAGGAAACGGAAAGGUUCAAGCACAUGAAGAUAGGAACGUGGCUGGCCACCGUGGCGCACCUGCCUCACAAGCCCCGAAUCAUCAACAUGAGCAAAGGACCGGAUGGAUUCGGCUUCCUGCUCAGAGAGGAGCCCCGGCGAAAAGGACACUUUAUCAAGGACGUAGACAGAGGCAGCCCAGCAGAGCGAGCAGGUCUGAAGGAAAUGGACAGGCUGGUGGCAGUGGAUGGCAAAGACGUGGAAAACUGUAGUCAUGAACAAGUGGUGGAAAGGUUCCGGCAGAGCGGCGCCCAGUGCCGCCUCCUGGUGGUCGACAAGGACACAGAUGAAAUGUAUAAAAUGGGGGGCGUGUCUCCAAUGCUCUACUGGGAUGAGAUGAAGGGGUCAAACUCGCCACCCAGCUACACCGAGGCCCUCAGUCUACCUGCACCGGCCCAGCCGAGGACGCCUGUUCCAGAGAGGAGAGAGGAGCUCAAGCCUAAACUGUGCAAAAUGGAGAAGACCUCAGCUGGGUACGGCUUCCACCUCAACGGCAUCCAGGGUUUGUGCGGCCAGUACAUCAAGGAGGUGGUGAAGGGCGGAGCGGCUGACAGCGCCGGUCUGGAAGACGACGACAUCGUGGUGGAGGUGAACGGGGUGAACGUGGAGAAGAGCAGCCACGAGGAGGUGGUGGCAAUGAUUCGCAGCAGCGGCAGCUCUCUGGAGAUGCUGGUGGCCAAGAGGAGCGUCUACGAGCAGCUCAAAGACAAAGGGGUGCCCAUCACACGCCGGCUGCUGGGGGACACACACGUUGACGGCGGCGCGGCAGAUGGACCAGAGGCCCGACAGGAGAGGAGACAUGAGCAGGAGGCCAGGCCUGCAACCCCCACAGAGACAGACAGAGCCAGGUCUUCGUCUGAGUCUUCAUCAUCAUCUGAAGAAAGUGUCGACAUGCGAUUCUGAGCCGCCACCUUGAGGACGUGUUUCCUGAUUUGGCUUUUGUAAAUGCUGAGUGUUGAACCACUGUUUUAAACUAUGACAUGCAUAUAUUCCACUCAUCACAGGAGAGAUGAAAUAAGACUACAAGAACAGUAAAUAUUUUUGAAAUUCACUUUCAAUAAGAAUCAAACCAAUAAUUGUGUCGACUGUAUGAGAACAAAUCGUGUUCCUGACUAAGUCCGUUUGAUGUCAGCAGUAGGUCUACGUGUUGUUGAGCAUGUACAAUGAUUAGAAUAUUACCCAUACCCAUGUUCACCAAUGCCACCAAGAUUUAACUUCCUGUUAAUGUUUCCAGUAAUUAUAUUGUGUAUAUUAUCUAAUAUAAAACGUUUUUGUUUCCAUUUUUAAAAUUAAACCAUUUACAGAUCCCACAUCAAACAAAUAAAGAACAAAUGCCAUCUGUCUGAGGCUUUCAUCACAGGAAUCAAAUAAAUGUUGAAAAAAUAA